This is a messenger RNA of Botrytis fragariae, 1254 nucleotides long. RefSeq names its product putative endo beta- protein. The transcript has a single exon. NCBI's taxonomy places the organism in Eukaryota, Fungi, Ascomycota, Leotiomycetes, Helotiales, Sclerotiniaceae. The record is from RefSeq and is a predicted model, not a curated record. The coding region runs from base 1 to 1254 and encodes 417 amino acids.
AUGGUUCUUGAAAACUCCUCAUCCAAAGAGGCAAACGGAUCGUUCGACUCCGCUCCUACCUCCGAUAGCGAUCCUUAUGCGCCUUCGGAACAAGGCAAAGGCCAAGCUGCCGGUGUUCAAACAUACAAAAUCGAUGGCAGUAAGAUACCUCAACCACUACCGGUAUUCGGUCCUCUGUUCGGGUUCAAUGAUGCCCUUUUAACCAAGAUCAUCAAUGCCCGCAUUCAAAAUUCGAGUAAAAUCACCAAUCGUCCACUCAGACAAGAAGAAAUCGAUGCCCUUGCAUUUCAUACUGCAAAGAUAAUUAGGAUCAAUUCAUUUGCACCUGUUGCAGGUUUAUCUGCGGGUAUUUACAGAGCAGUUCAAACGGCUUCCACCUUUCGUUUUCCAUUCUACCAACCAAACCUCGAGGCUUUCAAUUCAAGCGUCUUUCCCCAUGCGAAAAUGCCGUAUAUCAAAGGACCUCCGGCACUAAUUGCUUGGCAUGCAUUCAGAGGUUUAUGUUAUGCUUACAUAGGAACGACAGUAUCGAAGUUACUCUUUGGGGGAUAUGCAGCUAGUGUUGGGGCCGUAGGACAAAUGGGCGAUACGCGAUUGAAGGAUAUCGUAAAGGCUACAUCAGAAGAAGUUGCGAGACAUCAGAAAAAUCUACCUAGUCCUGCAGGGAUUCCCAGACCCCCCAUGAAGCCAGGACAAGGACAACCGCAACCACAGACUCGAAGUACACAAGGAUAUGAUGAUGCUAGUCCGACUGGGGAGGCGGAGUGGUCUGAAGAAGAUAAUGCACCUGCAUCUGCACAGACAACUUCUCAAAUAUUCCCACAAGCGAGAGGUUGGCCACAGAGAAAACCAGUCCCUGCACAAGCCCCAGCACAAGAAGAGGAAAAACCGUUCGAUUUGUUCGAUGAUGCUUCGCCUACCAACGGCCAAGGAAUGGCUACCGAACCAACAACACCCCAAUCUUCUAGACAGACAGGUUCAGCAUGGGAUCGAAUCCGUCGUGGCGAAAAACCAGCUUCGAAUUCCACUACCACUUCAUCACAACCACCAAAAUCUGGAUGGGCAACAGUACAAAACAGUAAACCUAAAGCAUCGAGUGAUGGCACAUCGAGUGCAGAUAGCUUUGCAUUUUCCAAGACGGAGGAGGAGAGAAACCUGGCUCAAGUAGAAGCACAGAAGGAAUUCGACGCUAGGGUUGAAAAGGAAAGGAGAGGGGGGGAUUUUAGUAGUGGUGGAGAUCAAAAGAGAUGGUAA